AUUCUUAGUGUUUAGAGGAACAAAAGAAUACAAAAUAUAUGUACUCCUGCAGGUAACAAAAUUUCUUUGCUAUGUCAACCGAACUAUACACUGUCAAAGAGGGCUGGUUGAUGAAAAGAGGUGAAUACAUCAAGAAUUGGAGGCCAAGAUAUUUUGUUCUUCGCAGUGAUGGUUCAUUUCUGGGAUUUAAAGAUAAGCCAAGAGGAGAAAUUAAUUCUGUUGAUCCUUUAAACAACUUUUCUGUUGAGCGUUGCCAGAUUAUGAAACAGAGUAAACCUAAACCAAAUGGAUUUGUUAUCAGAUGUUUUCAACUCACUACAUUAGUUGAGAGGACUUUCGCUGUUGAUUCCUCUUCUGACAGGGAAGAUUGGAUAAGUGCCAUAGAAGAUGUUUCUAAUCGAAUGAAGAAAGAAGAGAAAGCCAGAGAUGGUGCUAUAUCCUCCACCCAUGAUAGCGAUGCUUCAUCAAAGAUGACUUUGGAAGAUUUUGAAAUGCUGAAGGUUUUAGGCAAAGGCACUUUUGGCAAAGUAAUGUUGGGAAAGGAAAAGAAGACAGGCAAUGUUUUUGCAAUAAAGCUACUCCGAAAAGACGUUAUUCUUGCAAAGGAUGAAGUCGAACACACGCUCACUGAAAAUCGAGUUCUCCAAUCAGCAAAGCAUCCUUUCUUAACAGAACUAAAAUAUUCGUUUCAAACGACAGACCGACUUAUAUUUGUUAUGGAGUAUGUCAAUGGUGGGGAAUUGUUCUUUCAUUUGUCACGGGACAAAGUGUUUUCAGAGGCUAGGUCAAGAUUUUAUGGUGCAGAAAUCACACUAGCCUUGAAGUACCUACAUGAAAAGAAAAUUGUUUACAGAGAUUUGAAGCUUGAAAAUCUUCUCAUUGAUUCAGAUGGACAUAUUAAAAUAACAGAUUUUGGUUUAUGCAAACAAGAAAUCUCCUUCGCAGACACAACAAAAACAUUUUGUGGAACUCCCGAAUAUUUAGCUCCUGAGGUGCUAGAAGACAAUGAUUAUGGUCAUGCUGUCGACUGGUGGGGAUUUGGUGUUGUCCUAUACGAAAUGUUAUGCGGUAGACUGCCGUUCUAUAAUCGUGAUCACGAAGUAUUAUUUGAACUCAUAUUGAGUGAGCCCGUUCGCUUUCCAUCUCGUUUGACACCACAAUCAAAAAGUAUACUGAAUGGAUUGUUGGAAAAAAGUCCAGAAAAAAGAUUGGGUGGAACUAGUCGUGACGCCGAACAAGUUAUGGCGCAUGAAUUCUUCGAGUUAAUUAAUUGGAAUGACAUAUUUCAUAAGAAGAUUCCUCCUCCCUUCAAACCAUCCAUUGACAACAAGGAAGAUGUGAAAUAUUUUGAUGAAGACUUUACAAGAGAGACUCCCAGACUUACACCUCCCGAAGGUACUUUGGACGAUUAUGCGAAGACGAACUUUCCUGAGUUUUCAUUUGUCGGCAAUGGAGAAGAGCUAAAUAAAUAGUUUUCUUUCUUUGCGGAAAAAAAAUUGUGGAUAGCAAGCACAAUUAGAGCAGUAUAAACACCAGAAAAUUCAGUCAUAUUUUUUACAAAUUUUAUUUUUUAUAUUUGAUGAUAAAGUGUUCCAUAUUUUGCUUACUAUUUCAGUUACUGCAUUGUACUCGAGAGUAUUUAUUUUUGUACACUUUCUUAUUAAAACCUUGUUCCUCAUCACGCUUAGUUGCUCGCUAUUAGAAAGUUUUACAUAUGGGGUGCCAAACAAACAUUUACUAUGAAUGGCGCGCUAAUUUAUUAUCCAUGUAGAAGUUUUUGAAAUCAUAAUAUUUUGUACGUUAUUAAUUUGUUUUGAUGUUAGGUAUAAGCGAUGCACUUGUCUUUCAUAUAUACAUUAAAAAUUUUUGAAUGAGAGACUAAUGAGAGUUCUUUAUGUAGGUUUCGCCGUUCCUCUCUGAAGUGUUCCUUCUCAUAAGUUGAGCGAUCAAUUUAUAGGAAUACGAGAGAAAGACAGAAGACUUUAAAAAUAUUACAGAGAAUAUGCUGUUGUUGUUAUUAACUUCGAUGCUUCACAAACCUUAACUCUGCUUUGUUCGGUGAAGUUAUUGUCCUUCACUUAUAAAAAAACAGCGCCUGUCUUCUUCGAACUAGUAUAACCUUGUGUAUUUUAUCUAAGCACCAAUAUAGCUGUAUAUAACACUGCAGAGAUUUGCUUUAUUUGUGCCCGUGUAUGUGUUUUUUCGUAAAAAUUUUGUAAACAAUUUUUUUUAUAAAUUCAAUUUGAUUCUGAGAACGAAUCUUAAUCUGAUAACGCUACUGUGUCUUUUAAGUAAGCCUAUCAUUCUGUAAGCUCAAACACUGCUCAAACACUCACAAUAAGCUCAAAAUAUUAUCAGGAUUAGACCUUUUAUUGUUAUAAAUAUAUGCCCAACAUUUUUUUACUUUGUCUAAGAAUAGGAGAAAUUUCUUCUGCUUGUCACGUUUACAAAAUUAACUUUCAACAAUGAUCCAGAGCUAGCAGAGGGAAUUUCAAAACUGUGUGAAAAUUCGGUUGGUACUUUGUAGAAUUUUCAUAAGUCGGGGAAGGUCAGGGCCAUAAAAUUUCAGUUGUCAACAAUUUGAAUAAAAAUUAAGUAUUGCUUUAGAAAAGUUUUUGUGAUAAGACGUUUUACAUCGGAAGUCAGAGUAAUCUUCGUUUUAGUAAUGGCAGAGUCAGGGAAAAUUAAAAUGAUGGUCAACUGGCCACCCAGUAAUAUGCUAUUUUUCUUAAUGAGAACUUUAAAACAACGAGAGUGAAAAUGAGGCAAAAAAAAUAAGAACAACUAGAAAGCAAUUUCAGACAGAAGUUUCAGUGCAGCAAUUUUUUUUACUAUCCAUUGAAAUAGAAAUGAACGAAUUUAGCCAAUUUCUAUUCUUUUUAUGUAACUUUAUUUUCUUUCUUCAGUUGCUAGUCACCAUUUUUGCAUAUAUAUAUAAAUUCACUCAGUUUGUAAUAUUUUUCAAUUUAUAUUUUGAUACAAUCACGAAUAGUGUAAAUUAUUUGAACGUUUUUGUAGUCUGAUCGUCAACUUUGUUAACAAGAACUUUUAUUAA
Messenger RNA from Hydractinia symbiolongicarpus, 3055 nucleotides. RefSeq names its product RAC-gamma serine/threonine-protein kinase-like. The coding region runs from base 72 to 1472 and encodes 466 amino acids. Gene Ontology annotation, biological process: protein phosphorylation. Gene Ontology annotation, molecular function: protein serine/threonine kinase activity; ATP binding. NCBI's taxonomy places the organism in Eukaryota, Metazoa, Cnidaria, Hydrozoa, Anthoathecata, Hydractiniidae. The record is from RefSeq and is a predicted model, not a curated record. The transcript has 16 exons.